AUGUUUCCUCCAACCGAGACACUCAACCUGUCUAUUACAGCCAUUAGUGGUAUCCUUGGCUCAAUAUCAAUCGCCUGCUGGAUCGUAGUCUUCUCUCCUCAGAUUGUCGAGAACUUCAGACGUAGCUCCGCCGAUGGCUUGUCUCUUCAGUUCAUCAUUGUAUGGCUCGCUGGAGAUGUGUUCAACAUCCUUGGCGCAAUUCUCCAGGGUGUGCUACCUACCAUGUUGAUUCUCGCCAUUUAUUACACGAUUGCCGAUAUCGUGUUGCUGUUGCAAUGCUUCUACUACCGCGGCUUCACCUGGAGAGACGAGGUCGUCCCUCCAAAGCAAAGCUCUCUCGGUGAGGCAAAUGAGCGAACGGGUCUACUCGCCCCCUCAGAUAUGUUGGCCAACCAAGAGCGCCGCUCCAGCACCGUAUCAGCAAGUCAUCUCUCACCAGUCGUCCCACUACUAGAUGCUCCCCGCCCCCAAGACCCCCCAUUUAUCAGUAAACCCACUACACGCCUCCAAGCCACUCUUUUCAACCUCUUUUCCAUUCUCAUGGUCUGCUCAGCGGGUAUUCUAGGCUGGUGGAUCAGCAACGGCUCUCAAAGCGGGCAACCGCACCACCGCUCUCCAAAGCAUCCCCACCCAGAACCCCUAUCCUUCAACCUCUGGGGGCAGAUCUUUGGGUACUUCUGCGCUGUUCUCUACCUCGGCUCUCGCGUUCCACAGCUGCUGCUCAACUAUAGACGCAAGAGCACCGAAGGCGUCUCCAUGCUCUUCUUCCUCUUUGCCUGUAUUGGAAACCUUACCUACGUACUCAGCAUUUUCGCCUACGAGCCCCACUGCACGGGACGCCGAGGACGCUGUGCGCACGGUGAAGCGGGUGCGAUUUAUGGGAGGUAUAUUUUGAUCAACGCUUCGUGGUUGGCGGGGAGUUUGGGGACGCUCUUCUUGGAUAUGGGCAUCUUUGCGCAAUUCUUUAUUUAUAGAGAUGUGGGUGUGACGGGGGAAGUUGCAGUCGAGAAUGGACACGCAAGGACCGAGUCGAGAGAUUCAAGGCCGUUGUUGGAGAGGGACGAUUAG
This is a messenger RNA of Cadophora gregata, 1068 nucleotides long. RefSeq lists its product as uncharacterized. Bases 1 to 1068 code for a protein of 355 amino acids. The record is from RefSeq and is a predicted model, not a curated record. Gene Ontology annotation, cellular component: fungal-type vacuole membrane. The transcript is spliced from 2 exons. Lineage: Eukaryota; Fungi; Ascomycota; Leotiomycetes; Helotiales; Ploettnerulaceae. Gene Ontology annotation, biological process: basic amino acid transmembrane export from vacuole.